CCCAGGAGAAAGGAAGGCGCUACAGUUCCGGGUCAGGCCCUUCUCCCGCCUCCCUCGGCCUUCGCUAUGGCUAGUGGCAGCGGCGCCGGGGCGUCGGCGUCGGCGGCAGCCAAUUUGAAUGCGGUGAGGGAGACCAUGGACGUUCUGCUUGAGAUUUCAAGAAUUUUGAAUACUGGCUUAGAUAUGGAAACAUUGUCUAUUUGUGUACGGCUUUGUGAACAAGGAAUUAACCCAGAAGCUUUAUCAUCUGUUAUUAAGGAACUUCGCAAGGCUACUGAAGCACUAAAGGCUCCUGAAAAUAUGACAAGCUGACUAACUGGAGAGAUCCUGAUGAGAUAUGUUAGAUUCUUCAAGAGGAUUUGAAGAUUGCAUUGUAGUCAAGAAUGUACAGUGAAAUUACUGCAUGCAGCAGUGUAGAAAAAUUUUCCUUUUAAAAAGAAUUAUAAAACCAUAGCUUUAUAAAUCAGUGGAAAGUGGCUUACAGAGAGUACUAUCAAAUGUGUCUGCAUCGCAUCUUAUUCACUUUUUUUUUAAUGGCCCUAAUGUUUUGGCAUUGCUGUUUAUAUUUAUGUAUUCCUUAUUUAUAGCUCUGAUAGCUUUAAUUUUCUAAGCAGUCUGUCUAUCAGAUGUGCACAUCUGCUGUGCCUGGUUGAAGUAUAGUGGGAACUCAUCAGUAUUGAUGUGUUGUAGUUAUGACUUGUUGACAUUUCCAUUAUAAACUUUAAUUUUGAAUUGUUUAUGCAUAAUAACUGUUGAUUUAUGUUGUAUCAGGCUGAAAGUUGACAGGAUUUUAGCCACCAUGUAUGAAUUUGUAUUUAAAUUCCCUAUGUAUACCAGAAUCUUGUUUUUUAAAAUAGGAGCAUAGAAAACAUUUCUUGUAAUCUGCUCUUUAACAGAGUAUGUUUAGUUUUUUAAACAGUUUCUGGACAGUUAAUAGUGUGAACUAGAUAAUUUUGUAUUGACUAAAAAAUAAAAUUUCUAGAAACUAAGAUUUUAAAAGUAAUAACAGUGCUUAGCUUAGUUUUGUUUGUAUUUUGAGUCAUUUACAUCUAAUAAGAAUAUUAAUUUAGAAUGUUUUUCUAAGUUUUAUAUUCUAUAAAUAAAGGCCUAAAAAUAAUGUAUAAAGUGAACUUGGGCAACAUGCAAAAUUCCUUUUUACUUUUAUUACAUAAAAGUAAUUGGAAUUCUUACCCAAUAAAUAUGAUGUGGAUAUAUAAUAAAUCAGUAGAUAGGUGGUGUGUUUUAAUGAGUGUGUAAUAUUUUCUGAAUAAGGAUUUUUAGUAAUUAAACAAAAACUAAUGAAAUGUAUGAGGAAUUAUAUGUAUGCCUUUCUAAAGUCAUUUGUGUCAUUUUUCCUUUUAAAGUUCUAACUCAUCAAAAUGAUGAUUCAAAAAUAAAUUUUAGAAAACUUAGGAUAUUAUUGGUUCUGUUCCUGUUACAGAGUCUAGUGGAAUAUUUUUUUGCAAGGCUAAUAUGGAUUUAAUCUCACUGUUGAUUAAAUUUUAGAUUUUGUUAGAUACCUUUUAAAUGAAUGGUAUUCAUUCUUCACUAAUGUUAUUUGUUGUUCAUACAAGCGGGAGUGGUUUUAAUAAGAUGUAGUGAAUUUAGAUAGGCACUUUCUCUGCCCUUUUUUUUUUUCUUUUCUUUUUCAGUGCUGGGGGUUGAACCCAGGGCCUUGUGCUUGCAAGGCAAGCACUCUCCCAACUGAGCUAUAUC
This is a messenger RNA of Sciurus carolinensis (gray squirrel), 1716 nucleotides long. RefSeq names its product mitotic spindle organizing protein 1 (gene Mzt1). NCBI's taxonomy places the organism in Eukaryota, Metazoa, Chordata, Mammalia, Rodentia, Sciuridae. The transcript has 3 exons. The coding region runs from base 67 to 312 and encodes 81 amino acids. The record is from RefSeq and is a predicted model, not a curated record. Gene Ontology annotation, cellular component: centrosome; spindle; interphase microtubule organizing center. Gene Ontology annotation, biological process: gamma-tubulin complex localization; microtubule nucleation by interphase microtubule organizing center; mitotic spindle assembly.